Molecule: messenger RNA, 8015 nt
Organism: Megalobrama amblycephala (Wuchang bream)
Lineage: Eukaryota; Metazoa; Chordata; Actinopteri; Cypriniformes; Xenocyprididae
Product: death-inducer obliterator 1
Biological process (GO): DNA-templated transcription
Cellular component (GO): nucleus
Source: RefSeq, a predicted model, not a curated record
CUGUUCGUUUCCGGCGAUGCGUCGCGUGGCCUCUCUCCUCCUCAUUCAGUGCGUCACGCCCCUCUCAUGGACAAAAUGGAAGAACACUGCGCGUUUAUUUGUUUGAGUGCACUACACAUUACUAAUCACUAAUAAGUUUACUUACAUAAAUCAAAGUGUGCAUGUAAACGCAGACAUUGCGCAACGCGGAGCGAGCCUGCGUUGAAGCGUGAGUUUUAUUAUACACCAUUGCUGUUCACAGAUCGGCUAGCUCGAGCCGCAGCGAUUACCUUACAGAGAUGAACCUUUAACAUGACCAUUGAUGAACUUCAGAGUGAGCCUUCAGCUGAACAAGAGUUUAGUUCAUAGUGUGGAUGGAGGAGGACGGCUCCAGCGCUGAGGCCUCGGCCAAGUCUUGGGGUUUCCGCCGGAGCACCAUCGCCAGACGGGAGUUCCUGGAAGCCGUCGGCUCGGUGGACAGCAGCCCUCCCGCCCCACGCCGCAGAGGUCGAGGCAGGGGUCGCGGCAGGGGUCGUGGCCGAGGUAAACGGGCCUCUGAGGCCGGCGUGAAUUCUGUAGCCUCCAAGCGUGGUCGUGGGGGUCGAGGACAGGUGCUGGUGCCUGCGCUCACACCUGCAUAUGAGAAUGAAGAUCAGGUGAGUGCAGAAGAGCUGCAGUGUGUCUCUGCGGAACUGAAGUCAGACGAGGAGCACGUCAGUGAAGGAGUUGUGUCGGAUCGAGCUGAAGACAGCGAUGAUCUCAAUCUCCAGGAGAUCCGUAAGCGUGCGGUGGCUCGACGGCUGCAAGAGCUCAAGCAUGGAGAGAUGGGUGAUGUGGAAGCUACAGAAGAUACGGAUGUAGAGCUGCCAUUACUGAUGGAACAGGAAGAUGCCACGGUUAUCACUUCAGCUGGAGGAAUGAUGUGUUCUUCCACAGAUGGAGCGGCAAAUUCUGUCACCGCAGCAGAAGCCCAGAAGGCCAUUGAAGGGGGAGGAAGUACUAAAAGAGCAAAGGAAGACUGUGAGGAAGAGCAUCAGGCUGAAGAUGAGGAGCAGUUCUCUGAUAAUGACACUGAGAGGAUGGACCAGGAGGCUGUGUGUUCCUUGUGUCAGCAGAGAUAUAAUGACAGGUUGAUGAUCUGCUGUAGCUUGUGUCGAGAGUGGUGUCACGUGGACUGUGUCAGCAGCUCAGAGGCCGGGGCUGGUGUCCCGCAGAGGAACGGAGAAGAGUUCGUCUGUCCCUCGUGCUCUGACCGCCAGGACAACCUCAGCAGACAACACCAAAUCAGCUCAUGCCAUGCGGUGGGUGUCGAGCAGCCGCUGGAGGAGGAGGUGAAGAUGAAGGUGGAGGAGGAGGUGAAGGUGGAGGAGAUAAAGGUGAUGGUGGAUGAGAAGGUGAAGGUGGAGGAGGAUGCUUCUCCUAAAUGCAUUGGUCCAGGCUGCAGUAAUGAUGCUCUGCCAGAGUCGGUGUACUGUGGUCAUCAGUGUAUUGUGCGCCAUGCAGCGAUGACCAUGAAGUCUCUCUCUGAACCCAAAAUUGAGAACCCAAAACCUGCUGCUCCACCAACUGAACCGUCUAUCAAGAGUGAGAAACGAUCAUUUCUUGCAAAGCUUUUCAAAGUGAAGAUCAAUAAGACGCCUGCACAGGAAGAGCAUGUGAGCAAACAAGAAGAAAUGGAUGAAGAGUCACGGUGUUCAGCUAAAGUCAUUGAGCCUGUACAGCCAACCACAUCAUCAGCCCCUGUACAGCCACCGUAUUAUCGACUCCAGUACAGCCAACUGUAUCAUCGACUCCAGUACAGCCAGCCGCAUCAUCAUCUCCAGUACAGCCAACCGCAUCAUCUCCUGUACAGCCAACCGCAUCAUUCAAGUCCUGUACAGCCAGCCGCAGCAUCAUCUCCUCCUCUAGAUUACAAACCCACCAUUAAAGACAAAGAUGAAGUUGUGAGCAGUACCAGUACACCCCAGAGCCGACCUUCAGAUCUGACUCUGGAUGCUCCCCCUUCUGAAAAGACUCCUGCAGCCCCAGUAAUCAAGAGGUCCACUCCAGGAAGAGCAAAGAAAACCAUGCCAGGCUCUCCACGACUGGAGCUUCUGAAAGGGGCUCUCAGUAAAAGCCCUUUAACCUUCACUAAAAAGCCUUCUGAAUCCAAGGCAGCUGCUGAGUCCAGCAGAGCUCCAGAACUUGUGACCAGCAGAGCCUCAGCGGAAGAUCCUGCUGUGGACAGUCCUCUCCUGAUCAGACAAAACAUCCGUCGCUCUCUAAGUCAAAUUCUGCUCAGAAGGUUAAAUCAGAGUGAUGAUUUAAACAUUUCUGAGAAUGAAAUUGAAAAGCUGGCUGUGGACAUGGAGAAAGAGCUGUUCAAUAUGUGUUACACCACAGAUGAGGAGUAUAAGAAUAAAUACCAGUGUCUCAUCCUCAGCUUGAAAGAUCCCCAAAACAAGGAACUUUGUCAUCAGGUUUUGAAAGGAAACAUACUUCCAGUCAGGCUCGUUCAUUUGAGUCAGCAGGACAUGACAUCUGUUGAGGAAACCGCUGCUGACUCUUCUGCAAAGGAGGAAUCAUCAUCCCUUCGUUCUGUGAAAAUGGAAGAACCUCCUCCUGCUCCUCCUGAGGAAGUGAUGAGUGUAGAGACCACACAGCCAUUGAGCACAACCACUCCCUCAGAAGAGAAACAGUCCCUGUCUCAACCGAAGCAGACUCCGGCGAGGGAAAUGAUCUUAGAUGCUCCAGACCUGAUCAGCAGCAUGUUGAAAGACACAACAACAGAACAUAAACACCAUCUCUUUGACCUUAAUUGCAGGAUAUGUACAGGCCAAGUAUCAACUGAUAAUGAUCCUGCAACCAAGAAGCCCAAGAUGAAGACAGUGAAAGAAGACACAGAAAAGGAGAAAUCUCCAUGUGUUGUUCAGAUGAAAGAUGAAGCACUGGAUUCACCGGCACUGGACUCUGAUAUCAUUGAGUCCCCUGCGUCUCCCAAUGCAGAGGACUUGGACUCGAAGUUACCAUCAGCAGAUUUCUCUCCUGUUUUGAUUCCUUCAGUUCCCACUGUGUCCAUCUCUAGAAGAGAUCCCCGUACAGCACAAUACCGACAAACUCUGCCAUCAUCUGCUGGCUCAGAGUUUGUCUCACCCCCACACCAGCAUCCGCCUCCAGUAAAGGCUGUCAUGGACCCUCUUAAAGAGACACUGCCACCACAUGUGUCUGUACAUUUGCCUGCUCCAAUGCCCAAAUCUAUCCUCAUGAAACCUUCGCCAGCCUCACUGGACACUUCAUAUGGCUCAACGACAAGGCUGGCAGACUGCGAUAAAGGAACAAGGCAGUUUUUAUCUAAACAGAACAUUUUAUGGAAAGGCUUUCUUAACAUGCCAACGGUGGCCAAAUUCGUCACAAAGGGAUAUUUAAUUUCUGGCUCUCCUGACUUUCUGAAAGAGGACUUACCAGACACUAUACAAGUUGGAGGCAGGAUAUUACCUCAGACUGUCUGGGAAUAUGUUGAUUUGAUAAAGACAUCAGAGGCAAAGGAGCUGUCAUUAAUCCGGUUUCAUCCAAGUUCUGAUGAAGAGGAGGUUGCAUACGUGUCCCUGUUUUCAUAUUUCAACAGUCGUAGGAGAUUUGGGGUUGUUUCUAAUAUUUGUAAACACAUCAAAGAUCUUUACCUCAUUCCGCUGUGUGCAAAACAGUCCAUCCCUGCAGCACUGCUUCCCAUAGAGGGACCAGGGCUUGAACAGGAUCACCCUAAUAUCCUAAUAGGGUUAGCAGUCUGUCAGAAACUGAAGCGUCCUGAGGGAUUGCCACAAGAUGUUGGCGAAAAGAAAUCUAGGUCCUUGAUUUGUGCGGAUGGAAAGGAAACCAGCAAUUCUACCUCACUAAAUGAUCUUGGGCAACAUAACAUUAAGGCUUGUGAUGCUGAUCUCUUCCUCAACUCAAACCCUUGUGGAUCUUUACCUUCAGUUGGGUUACCAGACCCAUUAUACUCUGCCAGCUCUCUGUGUGGCCCAUCUAGAGUGUUAUCUGUGUCGACACCCACCCCAUCUGUAAACACAGGCCCAUCCAAAGACUCCACCCCACUUCAGACCAUACUUAACACAUUAUUUGGUCCAAAGAAACAACCCCCUGAUGCUACAGAGUGUAAUAUAAGCUUGUCAACAGAUAAGGUUCAGCCUUGUCAACAGAUGUCCAAACAUGAUGAUCCAAUGGAGUUAGAUGAUGAUAGGCCUUAUGAUCCUGAGGAGUAUGAUCCAGCUAUUUCUAAUGAGGCCCUGGUUCCUUUUACUCCAGCUGAAGUUUUGGAGCCUAAAGUUCUAUAUGCAGCCACUACUAAUGAUGAUGAUAUGAUGAGACCGUAUGAUCCAGAGGAAGAGUACAGUGCAGUUGCUAAUGCUCAUACUGUCAGAAAUAAUAUACCCAAAACCUCAGAGGCUAAAAAUAUUGAAGAGACCACUACAGUUACAAGUGACGUAGCCUAUGAUCCAGAGGACGAGACAGUGUUUGAGGAGAUGCAAAAUUACCUCACAAGUAACGAUUUACCUCACAAAUCCACUCUCUCUGAACAUAAAAUUUCACAUUACAAUGAUAAAAUCUCAAGUACAACAUUCUCUGAGCAGCAAAAAAUUCUUGAAGAGCUGAAUAGGCAGAUAGAGGAACAGAAAAGACAGUUAGAAGAACAGGCAGAAAAUCUACGCCUUCAGAAGGAAGCCAUUGGUGUUUCCAUGGCCCAUUUCUCUGUUUCUGAUGCUCUGAUGUCACCACCACCACAGUUUGGUAGGGAUGAAGAGGAAGAAAUAGAAAAAACACUCUAUUGUCCAAUAAUUAAUCAGAAUAGGGAUCCACGGAUCUGUCGAAAAGCCAGCCAGGAUGUGCAGUUUGAUGAUGCUGAAUGCGAGGCUGUAGAAAAAGAAAGUGCGCAAGAAUUAUUAAGCUUGGAAGAGACCAAGGAUAUAGAAGUGAACAAAUCAUUAAUCACAAAUAAAGAGAAAUUGGCUUCUGAUAAUGCAAUGCCAAAAGAACGGUCACCAGAAACUGCACAACUACAGAACACUAAAUGCUCACGUUCAGAGUAUAACUACAAAAAAGGAGGCAGUAGAAAGUCCACAUUGAGCACGUCUAGGUCACCAAGAAGGAGGUCGUGGCGUGAACACAGGUCAUACCACCAAGACAGGGCAUCUUCAAGAGCAUCACAUGUUAGAUCCUCAAAGGAUGUCUUAGACAAACACCAUAGAAGCAGACAGUCAUCAGAGCAUCCCUCUAGGGGAAGUUACAGUGACAGAAGGAGUGCUACAUCAUCAAGGAACAGGCAUCAUCGUCACCACCACAGAGACUCAUCGUCACCCUCACGGAAUAGGAGGAGAAGUCAUCGUUCACACUCAAGCCGGAGGGACAAAUCUUCGCAGGAUGACAGUGGCCAGUCUCGUAAGACUGACCAGCAAGGGCUUGGACCUUUGUCAGAGCAUAACACUCAAUCUUCACAACAUGACUCUGACCAGGUGUCAGGCAGUGAUAGCAUGCAGUCUGCAGGGCAAAUUGAGACUAACUGUAAAGACAAACAACUUGGCAGAAGUUCAGCAAGGUGGUUCUUUAAAUAUAAAGCAUGAGGCUGAUCAAAGCCAGGGACUUCAGACAUUCCAGAAUCCAGGGGUAGCUUGUUCUCAGCCUCUAUUAAAUAAGUCAUUUGACAAAAAUCAGCCAUUUUCUAACCAAUCUGAAAUGAAGAGAGAUAAUUUGCCCCCAAACAAAAUUAACUUGUCUUCUAAACAAGGACCACUACUGCCUACACCCUGUCUGCGAGGCACAGGUAAUAUUGCCCAUGGUGAUACUGACCUGCCUUUACAAAGAGUUACACCAGCAUUACAGCCACAAACAUUUCACCAUGAUCCCAAAAGUCCAUCUACCCAGCCACCACAUAACCGAACAGCUCAUUUUUCUGAGCCUGGCCAGAUUGAUCAAAAGAGAGGCAUGCCACCAGUUCACAGGUUGAAUUAUUUACAUAAUGAGACAGACAAAUUACAUUCAGGAGAUUACCCACAAAGGGCUUUCCAUUCACAACAUAGAAACUUACCUCAAUCUGACAGUGAUCAAUUCUAUUGCGGAGAACUGCCUCAAAAUAAAAGAGAUGACUUUUUUAUGCAUGAUGCAGACCACAACACUCAACCUUGUGCUUCUCAAAAAGAAGAAGGAUUCCCCACAUGGGAGCAUGGCAAGUUUGAUCGCCAAAAACAUCCGAACCAUAUGCUCAGAAGAUUUUCACUGGAAGAGACAGACCAGGUCCAUCAAAGUCAGAAACCCAGGCCUGCCCAGAUACAUGAAUGCAAUUUUCAAGAGCCUGGUAGAUUGUCUGACAAAAAAUUUAGAUCUUCCACGCAGGGGAAGCAUUUUCAUAAGGACGAAUCUGUCCAGUUUCAGCAAAGAGAGUCACUAUUAGGGCCUGUCCCUGUGCACAAGGGCAAUUUUAGACCUCCUAAUCCUAGAGAGCAUUUUCAACCUUCCACCUUUGAUAAGUGGAAACCAUCAGAAGAGUUGAGAAGUCCUAAAUUUGGUCAGCCCAGGGGCCAGUCCUCAGGCUUUGAAGCAAGUGGACAUGCUUCUCCCCAAGAUGUUUGUGAAGGAAAAGCCCUAACUGCCACCAAACAUUUGCAGAGGAUGCAGAAGACAGAAUACAAACAGGUUUUUCAAGACGGGCUCCAACACACGCUCAAGACCUGGCAAGUGGGCCAACGCAUAGCCAGUUUGAAGGACAACGAUAUACUGAAAUCAAAGCUCAACCACAAGGGCUUCAAAAAUCUGAGUUUAGAGGACGAAGAAGGGGCAUUGGUGGGACGUUUUUUGCAAGGGGUCAUAAAAUGAAUGCACAAAUGAGGGGACCUCGCUUUGAUUCACCCCAGCAGUUUUUGGGCCAAAGAGAACCAUCUCCUGAUUUCCAUGGACAGAGAAGACCUUCACCUCAAAAUUGUGACAGUUUUGACGACCAUAAUGAAGCCCAUUCAUCUGGUUUUCAUUCCAACCAUUCUACUACCACCCCUACUCAGUUUAGGAAACCACUACAUCAGAAUCAAUCUGAGAUUCAAAAUUUGGGGCAACCACGCACAACUUUUGAGUGCCAACCCAAACAGACGAAUAUACGCCCUUUGCGACGAUCUGGUCUACUCCCCACCCACCUGGAGGUCCGAUUAAUCUGAACACUUCCCAGGUACACAGACGUAACUCCCACAACGAAUGUGACCGGUCACAGGGACUACCUGACAUAAGACAGGAUGUCAGUGGACAUUGCAUUCGUGAAGAGAAUCCAAGCAUUGUUAACAGUUUUAAACUUCACCCACGUGAAAACUCAAAACGUUUAAUUCAGGAGGAACAAAGAGUCGAGUAUGAAAGUAGACCGGCAGAACCAAAUGUUCAGGACAGAGGUUAUGGACGGGCAUGCAGAAGGGCAAGAGGACGCAAUGGCAGAUGUAGAGAUGAAAAAAGGGCAAAUAUGUGGAGAUAGUCAACAACAGAGAAGGAAAAUAUGACAGUGGAGAUAUUGAUUCAGUCAGAAAAGUAGAAUCGAUGGGGAAUAAAGGAACAAGACAACCCAUCUGAGGGUUUAAAUAUGUGCAAGUUCAAGCAUAGAAAGACUUUGUUAUAAGCCUGUACACUGAUAGAUCUCAGUCAGAAUACACUGUUCUGGAAAGUAAAGCAGUUAUUGAUAAAUCUGUUUGUUGUUUCUUGAAAGAUUGAAGGUUUGUUCACCCUGCCAUAUCAACUUUAAGUUGAUUACUGAAAAAGAAACAAUUUUUUUGUUUUUUGUUUUGUUUUGUGGAAGCAGGACAUGUUCAUGUAAACUACCGACAAAAGUCUGUGAAUGUUUUAUUUUUAUUUUUAUUUUUUUUUAUCUCUUGCAAUUGCAAAAAUGUUCUCAUGAGCUAUAAAUAGCAGUGUACAUUUAUGUUCAUAGAUUUUUAAGUAGUUUUCUAAAUGUACAUUUGUAAGUAUUUCAGAAUUUCAAAAAAUGGAACCUUGUCUAUUUCCACUGAUUUCAUUUAGUAAACAGCUGAACCACA